UCCUUUGAUGAAUUACUCUCAUUUGGAAUGAUUUCCAGAACAAUUUUAGCAUACAUCACAUCAUGUCUUUUUCCUUGCACAAACGUUUUAUUCUCUUUGUAAACAAAAUUUCACAUACAUAAUUAAUGUACAUGUUACAUUUUUUCUCAAUCUGACAAACCAGACAGACUUUUUAACAGUACAAAACAUGACAUCAUGAGAACUAAAUGCGCAGGGCAUAAGCAUACAGUCUUCUCUGUUAGCAUGAAGAGAACAUCAGUAUCACAGUGAAGCCCUAGUAUCUCGUCAUGAGUCUUCAUUGAGAUCACCAUGAAAGACAAUAAUCCAUUAAGAGCAAAGUCAGUGAAUCAGUUUCACAAUGAUCACUUACCAGCAGAAGCGCAGUUUGUAUUUAAUCGUGGUAGGAAGUAGACAUCGGCGAAACGGGCAUGGCUAGAAAGUCUACAGGCUGUUAAGAAAAGAAUGCUUCCCUGCACAGUGAAUAAUAAUCAUAGAUGUGCAGUAACGAUGCCCAAUCCAACGUCGCUGGUAAAAGAACCAUGAAGGUGGUGGGAGUCAUUGGAGGUGGGGCAGCUGGUCUCUGUGCUGUUCGACACAUCUUGUCCUCAGAGGAGCUGACCCCAAUAGUAUGGGAACAGUCGUCACAGAUAGGUGGUACGUGGAGGCUCUCCAAAGACGUUGGGACAGAUAGCAAAGGUUUUCCUGUACACUCAAGCAUGUAUGAGAGUCUGAGGACAAAUUUACCAAAAUUAAUUAUGAAAUUCCCGGAUUUUGACUUUCCAAGUGAGGUAGAGUCUUUUGCUCAUCACACAUCAGUUCUCAAAUACCUGGAAGAUUAUGCUGAUCACUUCAAUCUUCAUCCAUAUAUUAAACUCGGCCACCAUGUUGAGAAUGUAGCUGUAUUGGAGAGUGAUGAAGGGCCUCCAUCCUGGGCUGUCACAGUGAAAGAUCUGUCAACUGAUGUAGUCAGUACUGUCACCUGUGAUGCCUUGCUUAUUUGCAAUGGACACUUCUCCACGCCUCAAAAGCCACUUAUUGAAGGGAUUGAGGAUUUCAAAGGUCAACAAAUUCAUAGUCAUGACUAUCGUGAACCGUCACCAUACACAGAUUCCAGAGUUAUAAUCGUUGGUGCUGGGGCCUCUGGGCUGGAUAUUUUAAUGGAAGUAUCCACUGUUGCCAAGGAGGUACUUCUUUCUCACAACUUCCCAGUUCCCUUCCCUUCUGAGUUGCCUCCAAAUAUCAAACAAGGUCCAGGCAUAUUGAAAGCUGCAGAAAAUGGCUUUUAUCUUAAAGACGGUACCUUACAAGAAGCAGAUUGCAUAAUAUACUGCACUGGCUAUAAAUAUACCUUCCCAUUUCUUGAAGAUAACUGUGGUAUCACUGUUGAGAAUAACUAUGUAAAGCCACUGUACAAGCAAAUUAUCAAUGCUUCCUUUCCCACCAUGGGGUUUAUAGGAAUCCCAUCUCGUAUCAUUGUGUUCCCACUCAUAAACUACCAGGUACAAUACUUUCUUGCAACCUUAAAAGGGAAAACUCCCUUACCAAGGACAGCUGAAAUGAAAUCAGAGACUGAAGCCUAUGCUGAAGAGAGGAAGAUGCAAGGAUGGAAAGAAAACCAGUACCACAUCCUGCAAAAUGACCAAUUCCAAUACAUGGAAGACCUGGCAACUCUGGCAGAUGUAGAAUUGCCUUCUCCACACCUAAAAAAGAUCUGGGGUGUGGUCAUUCCUCGUGUGUUUUUCUCCUUUCCAAUCUUCAAGACCUAUGAGUAUACCCUUGGAGAAGAUGGGGCAUUUAUUGAGAAGCUGGAGGGCAAGGUAGUCAGCACAUCAUGGGACCUUACUGUACUGACGGCUAAACAGACAUUCCGGCUCCUGUGGCGCAAUUUUCAUAAAAUUCCAUAUAUUUUGGGCUCUGCUGUUCUUAAGAAAUUAAGGGGUUUUGUUGGAUUGUGAUGUUCCCAGCAUAUUGUCAGAGGAAUGGUUAAAUUUUUAAAGUUUAUGUAGGUUAUGUUCAUUUGUAAUUACUAAUGUAGCCUACUUUAGUCAAUUACAUAUUGACCAGAAAUAUUUAUAGUGCUGAUAAUGAACCCAAAAUACUUUAUGAUUAAUGGAUAGUGUAUUUUUUAUAAAUUCUUGUUAUGGCAAGAUAGGGAAUUUUGCUAGCAUUUUAUAUAUGCUGAAUCAGUAGUAAAGCAUUUAUUGCCAUAAUGAAUGACAAAUUGGAAAA
Messenger RNA from Penaeus indicus, 2229 nucleotides. RefSeq lists its product as uncharacterized. Lineage: Eukaryota; Metazoa; Arthropoda; Malacostraca; Decapoda; Penaeidae. The record is from RefSeq and is a predicted model, not a curated record. Gene Ontology annotation, molecular function: N,N-dimethylaniline monooxygenase activity; NADP binding; flavin adenine dinucleotide binding. The transcript has 9 exons. The coding region runs from base 495 to 1955 and encodes 486 amino acids.